AUGUCUUCUUCAAUUGGAUCAGCAGUCAGACAUGCAAUGGCUCAUGUCACCGACAAUGCAAAGAUAAAAGAUCUCAAAAGAGAUCAUGUAAACAUCUCGAGCUCUUCGGGAUUGACGACUGACUUCGGUUCCAAAAUAUCCGACACCGACAACUGGUUGUCCGUUCAGGGCGAGAAUGGUACCCAGGGGCCAUUUUUACUCGAGGACCAUAUUGCGAGAGAAAAAAUCCACCGGUUUGAUCAUGAACGUAUACCUGAACGCGUAGUGCAUGCACGCGGAGCUGGUGCUCAUGGGCACUUCCGAGUUUACGACAAUACUGCUUCGAAAUGGACGUUUGCACCCGUCCUGACCGACCCAAGUCGCACUACCCCCAUAUUUAUUCGAUUCAGUACCGUCCAAGGUUCGCGUGGCAGCGCGGACACCGUUCGUGAUGUUCGUGGUUUCGCGAUGAAGUUCUACACCGAUGAAGGAAAUUGGGAUCUUGUGGGAAACGACAUCCCUGUUUUCUUCAUCCAAAAUGCAAUCAAAUUUCCAGACUUCGUCCACGCUGUAAAGCCUGAGCCACAUAACGAAGUUCCUCAGGGACAAACUGCCCAUAAUAACUUUUGGGAUUUUGUUGGCCUUCAACCAGAAUCGGCUCAUAUGGUAAUGUGGGCCAUGUCAGACAGAGGUAUCCCACGUUCCUACAGAAUGAUGCAAGGUUUUGGCGUCAACACUUUCACCCUCAUCAAUGCGGAAGGAAAGCGAGUUUUCGUUAAAUUUAUCAUGACCCCUCAGCUUGGAGUGCAUAGUUUGAUGUGGGAUGAGGCAUUGAAACUUGCUGGUCAGGAUCCCGACUUCCAUCGCAAGGACCUUCAAGAGGCUAUUGAAAAUGGUUGCUAUCCUAAAUGGACUUUCGGAAUUCAAGUUAUCGAAGAAAAGGAUGAACACUCAUUCGAUUUUGAUAUUCUUGAUGCUACUAAAGUAUGGCCUGAGUAUCUCGUCCCCAUUCAUCAGAUUGGUGAAUUUACUCUCGACCGGGUGGUUGACGAAUAUUUCUCGGAAGUCGAACAAGUUGCCUUCUGUACUAGCCACGUAGUGCCUGGUAUCGGUUUUAGUGACGAUCCUCUGUUACAAGGUCGGAACUUCUCCUAUUUCGACACCCAAAUUACUAGGCUUGGUAUAAACUGGGAACAGAUUCCGAUAAAUCGUCCUGUCUGUCCCGUCAUGAAUCACCACCGUGACGGUGCUCGUCAACAUCGUAUUAACCCGGGAUCUAUCAAUUACUUCCCUAAUCGUGACAAUGUCGGGCACCCGGUACCUCCUUCGCAUGGAGGUUAUAUUGAACAUGCACAAAAGGUUGAAGGUAUCAAGCGUCGAAUCAGAACGCCCAAAUUCCAAGAGCACUUCAGUCAAGCCCAACUUUUUUACAAUUCUCUCAGCCAACACGAGAAGAACCACGUCAUCGCAGCGUUCUCAUUUGAAUUGAGCCAUUGUGACGAUCAACGUGUUUAUGAUGGUUAUAUCAAUGUUUUGAACAACAUCGAUUUCGACCUUGCAGUCACUGUGGCCAAGAACGUGAAUGGUCCUGUACCCGACAAACCAGUCCGCAUCAAUCAUGGACAUAAAGAUCAAACGUUGUCUCAGCUUUAUUACGCACCUAAGACGCCUACCAUUGCUUCCAGAAGAAUCGCUGUGCUUAUCACUGACGGUUUUAAUCUUACCGAAGUCGAAGGAGUUCGCGCUGCGCUGGCGAGUGCCAAAGCUACAACAUGGAUCAUUGGCCCUCGACGUGCCAAAAUUCAUUCCGAGGGUGGACAUAUCAUCUCGGGGUCAGGAAUUGUUGCAGAUCAUCAUUUCGAAGGACAACGGUCGACGAUGUUUGACGCAAUUUACAUACCCUCUGGAUCGGAGCAUGCAAAAAACCUUGCGAGUAAUGGACGUGCGGUGCAUUGGAUUCGCGAAGCGUUCGGUCACUGCAAGGCUAUUGGUGCAAUUGGUGAUGCUGUUGACGUCGUCAAGCAAGCUCUCAACCUUCCUGAAGUUAACUUUGCCAACUCUGGAGUAGACGACGUUGUAUCCUCAUAUGGAGUCGUGACGACUGGAAAAUACGACGUCAGCUCUGCGGUUGUCGAUGCAUUGGAGAUAGCUCCUAGUCCUAAGGGCUUUGUGUCAAACUUUGCCUACCAAAUCAGCAAGCAUCGCUGCUACGAGCGUGAGAUGGACGGCCUUACGAGCCGAGUGGCAUAUUGA
This is a messenger RNA of Psilocybe cubensis, 2232 nucleotides long. RefSeq lists its product as uncharacterized. The coding region runs from base 1 to 2232 and encodes 743 amino acids. Gene Ontology annotation, cellular component: cytosol. Gene Ontology annotation, molecular function: heme binding; catalase activity. Lineage: Eukaryota; Fungi; Basidiomycota; Agaricomycetes; Agaricales; Agrocybaceae. The transcript is spliced from 9 exons. Gene Ontology annotation, biological process: response to oxidative stress; hydrogen peroxide catabolic process. The record is from RefSeq and is a predicted model, not a curated record.